GGCGCUGCUGAGUGGACGAGCGUGCAGCGGAAAAUUUGAGAAAUAUCAAAAGCAGAACACUCGCGAUAGUUCUCGAAUAUAAUCCAUUAUUAGACAAGAUUUUAAGUAAAUAAUAUAAUUCUCAUAUCGAAAUGACUACGCCGCGUUGUUCCGAGUUUAUUCUGGACUCGUAGGACAUUUUUAUCUCGUCUCCGGGUUCUGUACUCGCUUUAUCGAUUUGUUGCAUGGUUCUGUCAUGGAGGACCUCCUGCUGCAGAUCGUCAAGGAGGCUUCGCACGCGAAAUUACCAAACAUACGUAAAUCGGCGCAAGAGGCACAUGAUUUCCUAGACAAGCAGCAAGGUCUAUUGCGGGAUCCCCCGCACGAACUGCGGGCGAAAUGCCUCCACACCUGUCAGCUCGCUCUCGAAACAAGGAGAAGCAAAUUUGUCGCCUUUGGUCUUGCUGGCCUACAUAAAAUGCUGAGGGACGAUAGAUUUCAGUCUCCUUAUGAGCCGGAGGAUGAUUCUUUGUGGCUUCCAGCUCAAAUGCUCCAUACUAUGAGUUCCAUAUUAUCCCAGUCAGACGAUGCACAGACAGACAUGCUAAAAGUGCUACUGCAAGUUGCAUGUUCUUCAUAUUGGACAAUGAAUGGUCGUCUCAUUAUUGCUGUACUAACAACUUGUAGCGAGGCCUUUGAAAAUGGAAACCAAGCAGUUAGAACUGCGGCACAGGCAGCUACCAGCCAAACUCUUCGAUCCUUCUGCUUAUUUCUAGAUGAAGAAUGUCAAGAAAUGGACGAGAAUGCCAAGAAGAAUAAGAAUAUUCAUGAAAGAGGGGUAUCUUGUUUUAAUGAGGCGAUACCUAUACUACAAUAUAUCUGUAGCAAAUUAGAUGAAGCUCAAACAAACGGCCGUAAUGGAACAACAGUUGUGUUUCUUCUAGAAUGCUUGCACACAUUGAUAUCAUCUCUUCCGCAGAAAAUCCAUACUAAUGCGCACUUCACGACAUUCUUGUGGCAAAAGUUUUGCCCUGCGCUCAUAGCUUUUCUGGGUACUCCAAGAGUUGACAAAACAUUUAUAUCCAGGGAAGGAAAAGAUACGGAAGUUGGUAGAGGGUCAGGCUACUUAGCAACAGCUUUGAGUUUUGACAGCCAUCAGGCUAAAACUGUUUAUAGUAUCGGAACAGAAUUGGUCCGUUUGGUUGGUUGUGUUGGGUCGCUUCGCCCGGUACUGGAAUCAGUAUUUCACAGAAUGUUACUAUACCCACCACCACAACACAGAAUAGAACCUUUAAAAGCACUUCGGGAGUUGUUGCGUAGUCCGAGUAGAAUGGUAGAUUUUGCAGGACCUUUGCUGGUUGAAGAUGAAAAAGGAAGUCAACAAAGCGACAUGGCAUUAAUGCGACUAGUUAUGGAUUCAAUAGAAGAAUCCACAACAGCUGGGCCGUUGGUACUUCAUGCCUCUGUUUCCUGUGUUGCUGCUAUGCUAUCUGCAUUGCAGGAGCUUUGUGAAGGAAAAGCUAUCAGUCAUGAUUACACUUGUACAAUCAAUAGUCUUUACGAAGAUCUUGAUAGCUGUAACUAUCAAGGUCCGUUAACUUACCAGAGUAUGGCUAGGCUGCCAAAAACUUAUCGCGAACAACUAGAGCUUAUGAAAAAAGCUAAUAACUCUGAGUCAGAUUCGUCUGGUCAUGGGCUCUCUGAGAACGGUGAUUCGUCAGACACAGAAGGUCCACAAAACGAAUCAGACAUAAAUGAAGAGAACAGUUUAGAUGAGAAUGAUUAUUCGUUAGAAAAUGAGAAGCAAAGAUUGAGAUUAGAAAAGUUGCCAAAGUGCCUGCAUGUCGGAAGACAGAUUGCCGAAGAGUGCAAUGUCGAUGUUGAAAGGCAUAAUGCGAGAUUGUUUGCAAAGACUAUUAUAUCAGAUUUGAUUCCAAUGGUAUCAACUCUGAGGAGUAAUAUUCAGGUUGACGAAGCCUUUCAAUCUUUUGCUUCUGAAUACUGCCAAGGGGUUUUUGCAGAGCAACAAAAAUUACAAGCUCAGGGAGACACCAGCGUAGAUACAUGUGCCCUGAUAACUAUAAUGAACGCUGAUGGAAUUUAUUUGGCAACUUAUGCCGCACUGCUGUUGAACUUGAAGUUGAUCAAAAUAAAUUAUUACAACGACGAUACUCGACAAGUACCGAUCAGUGAGGAGCAAUUUGUCGAGGAAGUUCAUGGCUCUGGUGUACUGGUAUAUCUUUCAGCCACAUGGCUAUCUGAACUGUAUCAACAAGUUUUGGCAUGUAAUCUUCUAGAAAAAUGCGGAUAUAAUCCAAAUACAAAAGAGAAUAAUGCGCUUGUGAAUGUACUAACCGAUAUCGACGGCCUGGGCAGUACUCUUCAGAGCGGUCAACUUUUGUCAGACUACCGCCGACUAGAAAGAGCUCAACCAUCACACAUCGAACCUUCACCAGAAGCAGAGGCAGGAGCCAAACUAUCACGCCGAGUACUUACUUGCUGCUGGGGGAGCAUGAUGACUGUUUUAACGGCAGGUCUUAAUCCAUCGAAUGAAGAAAAUUCCAAAGGGAUUCUUAAUAGAGAAGGUGGAAGAAGAGGAGUGAAAGAUACAGUUGUGAUGGCACUUGAGGGAUUGCAUAAAGCUGCAACGUUGAGUAAUAUUUUAGGCCUCCAGAAUCGUUGUGGUUCCAUUUUCUCUCUCCUUGCUAAGGCAUCCUGUAGCGAACAGUCUACAUCAAAAUUAAGACGGACAAAAGAUGUUCUUAGACUUAAGUUACAAAAUAGAGGAGCUAACUUACAUACGUCCCAUGCACUGAGUAUGGAAGUUCUCCUAGCCAGAGGUCUUGAGUUAGGAAGUCAUAGUAGUGAUUGUUGGCCACAUGUUUUUAUAUGUUGUUUGUACGUAUGCAAAUUGGAGCACGGAUUCUUUAGCAAAACUCAAAAUCACAGUUUACCAAAGGCAUUGCAGAAGAAAGAUACUAAUAUAGGAGAAAAUAAAACAACCCAAGAAAGACUUAAUCUUAGUUUUAAUCUAACAGAUGAAGAUGAAACUUGUGUUGACGUAUACAGUUUCCUUUCAACUCCAUACAAUCAGAACGUGACAACAGAUUCCAUCCCUGAAAUUAUACAGGAAUCUAAUGCCGAUAACCAUUUCAAUGGCAUUCUGCCUGCUGAUUAUGCAGCUAAAAUAAUUUGCGUGUUAUCACAGUUAGUUGAUAGACUUUUCGAAGAUGCUGCAUUAAAGUUGAAUUUGAGAGCACUGUGCUCAUUUUUGAAUGCUCUAUGUAAAGCGAGUCAAGCGCAAUUGUUUAAGACGACAAAUGGAUCGAAAGAGAAUAAACGGCUCUGGUGGCGGCGAACUAAACCAAGAGAAAAUGAUUUGAAUGUGCUACUUUUGACAAGACUAGGAGCAGUGAUGUUAAAGUGCGUCAGGAGUGGCCGACCAUUAAUCCAUAUCAUGAGGGUAUGGAGCAUCCUGGGGCCUCAUUUUAUGGAAGCUGCUUGCCACAAGGAUCGCGCAAUUUCUAAAAAAGCUGUACAAUGCAUACACGACUCGGUCGCCGCGUUAUUGAAUGAACAGAUCGAACUACCACACUUUCAUUUUAAUGAGGCUCUCUUCAAGCCCUUUGAAAAUUUACUUUGCUUAGAAUUAUGUGACGGCGAUGUACAAGAUCAGAUUGUGAGCUGCAUUUGUGAGUUCGUCGAAACGAAUCGAACAGAAAUUCGCUCAGGGUGGCGUCCUCUGUUUGGAGCUUUGAGGGUCGCUUCAGUUGGGAAUUCAGAGUCUAUAGAAUCAGAGCCCCUCCUUGAAGUGUUUAGAGUAUUUCUGUCAACUGACAAUACUCUGGUGUUUGCGAAUGCGGCUCUAGACUGCAUAUUAUGCUUACUGCGACAUGUCAGAGGUCCUAGUGAUAACGGAAUUGAGGAAGAAACAGAAUCAAAGAAAAUGCAACUCUGCGUCGAAAGCUUGAAGUACCUUUUAAGCUGCAGCGACAUUUUAGCAUCAAUGUACUGUAUGCCUGCAUGCCCGAUAUUCCAUUCAGCACAAAGAAUCCAAGUUUCAACAAUACCACAAUAUGUUGAUGCGGUCAUUCCGAAUCUGGAACUAACGACCUUUGCUCAAAACGGUGACCCUCCUCACGAAACUAUCCAAGAAAUGUCUUACAAAGUUUUAUCAACUACGGACGGUGUUCUUACUACGUUACAAAACUUGGAUAAACCAAGCGGAAUACUAAGGGUUUGGUAUUUGCUCAUUGAAGGGCUCGCUAGUGCUACCAUGAUCUGUCCACGCAAGUACCAGCCGCAUACGUUGGAAACGUUAUUCCACUUGUUGCGAGACAUACUAAAUAUCCCAGGACCUGAUUUCGGAUUAUACUGCGUCAAUCAUCUGCUACUACCAAUGGUUCAGAAUUGGCUGAGAAAAACAUCGAAGAUUUUUCGUGGCUGGGACAAUUUUGCACCUAAUUUCAAACAGUGUUGUGGAUUAACAACUGACUUGGUUGUGGAUUAUCUCACUCAUUUGCAAGGACCUGAAGUCGUUCGGAACGAAACGUUUUUACCAGCUACCACAUUGAUGCUGAAACAACUUCUGCUCGUGAUGGCAGAGUGUGUGGUGCAGCCCACAGAGAGUAUAGCGAGAUUGGGAUGCGCUUGCAUCAGGCACGUGCUCGUCAGCGGAGGUCCGAUGCUGACACCCGAACAGUGGGAGGUAUGCGGAGUUGCCUGCUACCGGGCGUGCUCAAAUUCCCUCCAGGAGCUCCACCAGCUCACCAUGGCAUUUUCCGCCCGUUCCGAAUCUUUCUACGGGGAUGUGGCCCAGGUCAAGGUCGCCGCGCGUCGCGACGCCACCCCGGAAGAAUCGGAGCGUCUUCGUCAGCUUGCCGCCCAGGUAUUUCUGCUUGAUGAACAACGGUCCGAAGAAAUUCCGUCAACGGCUGACGAGAGGUCCUUUGUUUUUCUACUUUAUCCACCGUCGAUUACGACUACUCUCAAUCCUGAUCUUUACAUAGUCAGGGUCCAGCUAAAAGCCCUGGUAGUUGGCCUCUUGGUCCAUCAGAUGCUGCUUCGUUGCAUAGCUAGCGUUCUUCUCCAUGGGACUAGGCAGCUUAUUCCUAGCCUGGUGCAAGUGAUUUUAGAACCGGCGGCAUCGUCGGUAACAGAUACCCCAGAAAAAUCCUUACCCGGAUACUUGCCAUACAUGAAUUCAUCACAUAUCGACACAUUCCUGGCCGCUCUAGAUUUGUCACAGGCGGCAGCGAUGAAGUUUGAUUCCCGACCCGGCCUCAAGUUCCUGGUACAAAAGGUGGCGAAUCUCGAUCAAGCAGCGAAUUUGUAUCAGCAAGCCGGUGUUGCUUGGACGAUUAAAGUUGUAACUCUGUUCGAAUUGUGCCUGGACGAGAUUUCCAGAACAGGAGCAGACGUUGACAAAGUGAAACUGAUUCUUAGAGGAAAUUCGGAAGACAGCGAAACCGUGGAACCGACUGCAGAGGAUGAGACCGUAAAAAGUCUGGAGAAGUUCGCCAGUCUUUCGAAGUACCUGAAAGAGCUGCAGACGACGUUCGACAACUUGUGCGAAAUGUACGUCGAGGUUGUCGUCGACAAGGACGGAGAGCACUCGCGAGUUGAUCAGUUCGCCAGUCAGUCGGUCUUCUUCUUGGUCGCUCAGCCAGACGACUAUCCAGAAAUAAAGGGAAAGGAGACGUCGGAGCGCAGGAACAGCGGGGAAAAACUCCAAGGCGCAUCCGGAAUCGUUGAGGCUUCGAUCACGGCGCCUGAAAGCAGCGAGUUGUCGGUGGAGCCGGUACCCCGAAUCCAUGAAAACGCAGACACGGGUUCGUCGUCUUCUUCCGACGACGAGGUCGAGAUAUACAAUCCAAACCUCGACGACGAGAGCGGACUGGAGGAGCUGGGACUCGCCGAGAACGAAUCGAGGCCCUUCAGGCUCUCCGAUUUGGCGGUCGAGUACUCCACGGAUUCCGGACCGGAAUCGGAGCCGGAAUCGUAUGACGAGAAUUCGCGACCCGCUUCCCGGCUGGGGUCGAUCAACGAUCGAAUUCUCUACUUGGAUCAAUCCCGCGAAAGUUCUCGGGAGGGUUACGUCGACACAUUGGAUGACGACGAUGUUAUGAACCGGGCGAAUUCGGUUGCGCCCUCGAGAUUGGACCACCUUGAUUUUCGGGGGGUCGAAAGCCGCGGGAGUAAAUGCUCCAAGGAUCGGGCAGUCUCUCGUCUCAUGGGAACAGCAGCGACGCCAUUGUCCAGGCAGAAUUCCCUCAAGUUCGUAUUUGGGGACGGCGACGAAGAGCGGAUCCGAGGCUCGCCACCACCCCUGCGAUCCCAGUCGGUCAUGGAACUCCGGAAGACCUCGGCUGCCAAUCGGAGAACCGGGAAUUCCCUCAGGGUCAGACCUUCGCAGUCCGUUUCGGAGUCUCCGAAGUCGCGGUCGUCUUCCAAGGCCAGCAAUCGUUCCCAGCAGCUUUACACCUCGAAAGUCGCGUGUCUCGAGGAGGACGAGACAUCGAGUGUCGGCUCGCCUGUGAAGACCGUCGAAGAGGAUAAAGUGACCGCUUUGCUCGACGCUUACAAGCGUAGCAAGCUUGGACUUCGCACAAAUCCUUUCCUCGUCGAUAAAACUGCCGAGGAGACAAAGGCGAAGCAGCCACCCGUUCCUCCCGAAGUCGAGCUGCAGAGGAAGAAGAGCAUCUUCAAGGAUCGCGAAGCGCACUGCAGAGCCUGGGCCGAGAUUCUGAGCGCUGCCUUGCAGUGGGCCUCCAUGUUACCGGACGAGAAAUUGGCACCUUUGCUACCGGUCCUUGUGGGUGGCGUCCAAAUUUUAACACGACACGCUGCAGAUCCUCCGCUCAAACAGCAUCUUGCGGUAUUAUUUCAUCGCAUUGCGGUCUUGUACGGCUUCUCAACAAAUUAAAAACAGAUAUCCAAUCAAUUUUAAUGUACGACGCUCUCGCUAGAGGCAGACCAGCGAUUUUUUAAAUCUUUAAAACUUACCGUUCAAGGCUUUCUAUACAGGGAAGAAACGGGUCAUAGACGCAUAAAUUUCAAAAUUAUUCUUGUCAUUUCAAUUGCCAUAUUUUUAUUUUUUCUUUCAAAUCUAGGUCGCAGGUUCUAUAGCGAAAGUGGUGUAAUACUUGACGCUUGUUAUGUUCCUUAGGAUGGUGGGGACAUCAAUCACUUGAUUCUAGCUGCCUUCUAUCUAUAUCUUCUGUCUAUACUUUUAAAGAUAAGUGCUAGCGUUGUUAUGAGGAAUGGGUGAGCUGCAGGAUGAGGUACCUGAAACCCCUUGUGUUUUAUGGGGACAUUUAUACAAUUGGUGAAAUUUUAUCAAAUCUAGAUUGUAAUAGUUUUUGUUUACAAGUGUAUAAUUAUAGUUUAGUCGUUUCCGUAUCAUUUGUUAUAAUUUAAUUGUGACAGUAGAUCUCGCAGUAUUACAUGUUUCCUAUAGCUAUGUCAUUUUUUCAAUUUAUGAUUAAACUGAUUUGUAUAUUUUGUAUAAUUAGGGAGAACUUUAAUAUCACGUUCUGCCCGGUUGUGGAGAUUCUAAUUUGAGCACAGUUGAAUGAUUUUUUUUUCAGUUUGAUUCGUUUACCUAUUUUUGUACGAGUAGUGAUGUUUUUUUUUUCUCAAUACAUUUACUUUUCAUUAAAUUCCGAAUCCGAUCAAGUCCGACCUCUGAGAAAUUGGCCAUCCCAUUUUCAAUACCAUAUUAGAGUCGUUGCUAAUCAGUUGAAUGAAAAGUUUUAUCAAUAAUACAAUGUCACAAAGUCUACAGUUGAACUUUUAAAUAUUAUUACAAAUAAAAAAGAUCACAAAUUAAAAUUGUAUUUUGCCGUUGUAUUUUCUGACACUUGUAUCCUCUAACCGCAAAACAAGGGAAAAGAGAUCUUAAUAUAAAAUAAGAACAAUGCAUACUAAAAAAACAGAUUUCGUGUAUCGUAUGUGCAAUAUGAUUAUAAAUACGACAUAGUGAGGAUACCGAGUUGAUAAGCCAAUUAUUAGGUAUAUACUAUCUAAAAGAAAAAACGCUCUAUAUACGUACUAAAAUAAUCCUCGGAUAUAAUAGAUGUACUUACAUGUUAUUUUUCGGAGCAUAUUACCAGUAUUGUACUCUCAAGACAAUAUAAAAUAUACUGUACAAUAAAUGCAACAAAAA
Neodiprion virginianus is the source of this 8146-nucleotide messenger RNA. RefSeq names its product brefeldin A-inhibited guanine nucleotide-exchange protein 3. Gene Ontology annotation, biological process: regulation of ARF protein signal transduction. Gene Ontology annotation, molecular function: guanyl-nucleotide exchange factor activity. The transcript has 22 exons. Bases 236 to 6904 code for a protein of 2222 amino acids. The record is from RefSeq and is a predicted model, not a curated record. Lineage: Eukaryota; Metazoa; Arthropoda; Insecta; Hymenoptera; Diprionidae.